GUGUGGUGCGGUGGCAGCAGUCGCCUUAUACAUCCCUCGUAAGCAAAACGGCCGAGCCGAGGCAUCUCGCCCUCCCAAGCCUUCAAGCCGGCCUAGCCCGAAGCAACGAGGCAACCUCUCCCCUCACUCUCCAAUCACGGCGUGCAACGCAAGGUGGCGAGUGCUCCGACCUCAUCCAGAAACACACUCGAGGGAUGUGAGAGGACUGCAAGUUAAGUCCAGGGCACUCGCAUUGCAAAGAUGGGCGGAGCAGGCGACGAUAUCGGGGUCAAGUUCUCCAAUGGUUGCCGCAUCACUCACGGCACAGGCGCAAACGUCAAGAAACCGUUUGACGACAUCCCCUUGACUAUGCACGAGCUGUCCCCAAGCAAUUCGCAAGGCUUCAAAGGCCAGCUGGGCUUCAUCGAGUUCAACUCCGACCUCCGACUGCCUCGACACAUCCACAUGUCCGCCGACAAGACCAAGCUCGUCGACGAGCGCAUCCUCGUCUUGAACGGCGUGGGACUCGUCGAGGUUGCAGGCAAGGUCUAUGCAGCCGCUCCUGGCACGCUGGCAGACCUCGUUGGCGGCGUUCCGCACACUUGGACGGCGUGUCCGGCUGGCGUCAAACUGCCGGACGGAUCGGUGUCGAAUGGCAAGUUCACCAUGGUGUAUGAAUAUGAGGAACCGACAUCCUUCUUUCCAACCAAGUCAACUACGGUCAUCACGGAUGUGUCCAAGUAUGAGCCGUUUGAGGGCAACGAUUACGACGAAAUCCGCUUUCCGAAGCUCACUGCUCAGCAGGUCGUUGAGCAUGGAGAGAUAGUGUUUGAUACUGAAGUAUGUAAAUUGUCACUGGCUUGAGAGCUGUAACCUCAACUCCAUUCACGCUUGUCCAUCGUGGUACUGU
This is a messenger RNA of Neohortaea acidophila, 889 nucleotides long. RefSeq lists its product as uncharacterized. The transcript has a single exon. The record is from RefSeq and is a predicted model, not a curated record. Lineage: Eukaryota; Fungi; Ascomycota; Dothideomycetes; Mycosphaerellales; Teratosphaeriaceae. Bases 241 to 843 code for a protein of 200 amino acids.